Molecule: messenger RNA, 5346 nt
Organism: Eimeria maxima
Lineage: Eukaryota; Apicomplexa; Conoidasida; Eucoccidiorida; Eimeriidae
Product: DNA-dependent RNA polymerase, putative
Exons: 2
Coding region: 1-5346 (1781 amino acids)
Biological process (GO): mitochondrial transcription
Cellular component (GO): mitochondrial DNA-directed RNA polymerase complex
Molecular function (GO): DNA binding; DNA-directed RNA polymerase activity
Source: RefSeq, a predicted model, not a curated record
AUGUCCCUGCUGCAGAGGAUCACUCCACAUGCACGAGCUGAUGUAGCAACAACAGCGGCGGCUGCAGCAGCUGCUGCGGCUUCCUCCGGUGGGAAUCCCUGCCUACCCAUGACGCAGCAUGUGUUGCUGCACUCUUCAGUGCGGCGGCAGCGGCAGCUGCUGCUGCACCAGCUGCUUCCAGUGGAUUACCCACGUUUCCACCUUCAGAAGCGCAUUGCCUCCUCGAGAGCAGCCAGUUCGGUUGCCGCUGCAGCUGCUCUGCAGCAUAGGGAUCAGCAACACCAUUCGCAUCUGCAGCAGCAUCAACAACAAACCUAUACCGGAGAUAACGAUUUCCCUUUUUCUGCCAACGCUGCUUGUUGGAGGAGUCCAAAACAUGACUUUGAUUUACCUCGACGAGGACAGCAACUACUACGGCGGCUACCGUACACAGAACAAGAACAACAUUUGCAGCAGCAGCAGCUGCUGCAGCAGCAUCAGCAGCAGCAGCCGAAUCAGCUGCAGCAGUGUCAGCUGAAGCAGCAUUACCUGCAUGAUCCUGCGUUUUCGCACUGGCAGCAUCCUGAGCCGCCGAGAAGUGGGGAUUUGCGAGCAGGGCACAUCGCAGUAUCAACCGUGCAAAAGCAACAGCAACAGCAACCGCAACAGCAACAACAACAUCCGAAUGGCCAGAAGUAUCGGCACCAGCAUCCUUGGCAGUGGCAGGAAGAGGCUUCUCUCGAGCGAUUCCUACUGGAACUUCCUCAGCCACCGUUCAACGUGCAUCAGCAACAGCGGCAGCAGUUACAAGAGCAACCGCGACUUCAGCAACAUCAGCAAAGCACGCAGCCUGACGCUAAUUGCAGCCCAGGUAACGUCCCAUCAGCAGGCUCAGUGGCCCAUACAGACGCUGCAGAAGCAGUGCUUGAGGCAACAACGGCGGCAUUACCACACGAGCAUCUGGAAACAACAGCAGCAGAAGUCAGGGCGGGAGAAACGGCACAAUCAGCGCCAGCAGGAGCAGCAGCAGAUGCUCCAUCCGCACUCAAAGGCCUGAAUGAGCUACGGCAAAUGGGCAGUGCACAGUUGCGCCAGGUGUAUAUGAGGCUGCUUGGCGUGUCGAAGGACCCUGCUGCGAGUUUGACAGCAGAAACAGGAGCGGCAGGAGAAAGUGCUGCUACUGCUACUCCCCCUGCUGCUGGACUUUCGGCCAGCGUGUUGCUGUGUCUGCAUGCGCUCGAGCUCGAAGCCAUGCAACAGGGGUUGCUGCUUGCGGACGUUCCCAAAGAGGAGCUGUUCAGACAUCUCCAGGCAGCGCAGCUGCCUGGAGAGCAGCGGCAGCCUCGAAAGACGGAGCGAAAGAAACCGCUGCGACCGUUGCUGCUGAAUACGGAGUGGCUGCAGCAGCAAAAGGAAGCUGCCUACGGCGCGAACCCGUACCCUAUUCCUCUCAGAUGGGCGCAGCAAGACCUGCCAUCGAACCUUCCGCAGCAGCCGCAACCGCAACAGCAGCAGCAGCAACAACAUCAGCAGCAACAGCAGCCGCAAGCGCAGCAGCAACAGCAGCAAGAGGAGCUGCAGGAGGAUCUGUUACCUUCUCGCUCGUCUGUAGAUGAGCCCUUGAGUGUACUACAGAGGAGGCAAGUCAUAAUAGAGGGAUGUAUAUGGAGGCGCCUGACUGCAGAGGUGCAACAGCAGCUGCAGCAGUUGGCAGCAACAGGCAGGGGGGGGGACUCUGGGCCUGCGAAGAGGCUGUGGGUCCCCUGGGUGCACGACAUGGCCAAGCCCAUAGCGUCCCUGCAGCAGCGGCAGCGACGAGUUGCUGCAGAAGCCGCUGUUGCUGCUCCAGUUGGUACAGAUGCACCACCUUCGACUGGUUCUGCAACCGCAGCAGCAACUGCUGUUGCUGUUGCUGCGAGUGAUCUAGAGGGCCACGACGCCUGCCUUCCACAGCAGCUCGACCCCGUCUUGCUAGCUGUCAUCACUGCGCGCACGGUGCUGCAGCAGGUGCUGCUGCCGCGUGCCACCGCACCUACGGGGCCAACCAGUAGGGGCCGGGAAUGUGCUGCUUCUUCUUGUGCAGGAGCCGCAGCCGCUGCUGCAGCUGCUGCUGCUUCGAUAUCUGGAGGGCCGGAGCUGCAACAGCGCCAAGCCCUCGUAACGCAAGUCGCAAUGGCUAUUGGGGAUGCAGUUCAUACAGAGGUGGCAGCUGCAUUUCUUGAAGGGCAACAGCAGCAAUACCAGUUAGGCCAGUGCUAUUUGCCGCUGCGCAAGCAGCAGCAGAAACGGCAGCAACGCAGCAGCAGCGUUGCUGGUACUGCAACACAGGCGGCAGCAGCGACACCGGUGUUGCUUCCCAGGUGGUCCUCCAGAAAGCGUCUGGCUGUAGGGGGGCUGCUGCUGCAGCUGCUGCUGAAGCAUGCCAUGAUUGAGGCUCCUUACGCUGCAGCAAAGGAGGAGCUCUCCAUAGAGCUGCAGCAACACCGUGCGGAGCAGCAACGCAUACUCCUUAGCAGACGCCGCAAGCAGGAAAACGAGAAGCAGAAACAGCAGCAGCAGUACCUGGGGGAGAAGCAGCUGCUAACAGCAACACAAACGCAAGCAGCAGCAGUGGCAGGUGCUCUCCCUGAAUCAGCCGAAGACAUUGUUGCUGCGAAAGAAGCUGCUGCUGCUGCUGCUGCUGCUGCUGCAGAAGAGGAAGCUGCAAUUGCCGCGGAGGCAGCAGCCGAUGGAGCUGCACCAUCUGGGAUUUAUGUGCGUUUCGGCGGGAGAGCAGCAAAGGAGCUGCAGCACCUUGUAGCCUACAAAUCUCGCCACGGACACGACAAGGUUGAGUUGCCGGCAUUCCGCCACCGAGUUGUGUAUUGCGCAAAACGACGCAAAAAAUUUGGAGUUAUCGAAAUGCGGCGGCUUUGCUUUGACCGCUUGACAGCUGUGGGGACGGGCCCUGAAGAAGCAGCGGUCGCUGCUGCUGCUGCCGCUGCUGCUACUUCGCGUUCUGUUACAGCAACGGCGACAACACCAGCACCGCCCCUCACGGCGACAGCAGCUGCUGCAGCUGCUUCUGCUGCUGUUAGCUGUCCAGCUAAUCGGACGAGCGGCCUUUCGCAGAGUCCCCUGCCCUCCAAGGUAAGCGGAGGCGCGGAAGCAGCAGCAGCAGCAGCUGCUGCUGCUGCUGCUACUGUCCGCACAGCCACAGACCGUCUCUCUUCUCCAUUCUGGCUAAUGCUCAAGCAUGUACCCAUGCUGCUCCCCCCAGCCCCGUGGACUUCCUAUGGCAGCGGCGGCUACCUUAUGUUGCGCACAGCCUUCGUGCGAAGUGUUUCUGACACGGACCCUGGAAGCAACAGCAGCAGCUUCGCAUCUACGGACGCUGUUCAUGACUCCGAGGAAGUUCCAGGCAACACGGAUCCCCUGGCAUUAUCUGUUGGAGCAGAAGCGGACUGCAGCAAGAAGAGCAAUAGCCACGUCAGAUGCAACCGGGGGAAAAAGGGGGGCCGCAGCAAUAAAGGUAAUGAAAUCUACUUGGGCUGGGGACCUCGAGCAAAGGCCUGUCAAGACUUCCGGGUGUAUGACACAUCUACCGUUCGCACUGCUGUCUCCCUGCUGGGCUCUGUCCCCUGGCAAAUCAACAACGAGGUGCUCAAGGUGCUACAGGCAGCCUGGGCAGCUGGAGAGGGCCUGGGCAAGAUGCCAUCUCGUCACUCCAUGCCGAUUGCUGAGCAGCUGCAGCAGCACGAGGCGCAGCAGCAGCAACAGGGCGGCACCGCCGGUAAGAUUAGCAGCACCAGCAGUAGCGAGAGCCGAUCGUUGCUGCUGCGACAUCUCUUGCAACAGGAAACGCGCAUGAAGAGUGAGCGGCCUUCAUUCUUGUUGAAGCUGGAGACCGCUGUGAAUUUUGCUUUAUCCUCUGCCCUGUACUUCCCCCACAACAUCGACUUCAGAGGCCGCUGCUACCCGUUGCCCCCACACCUCAACCACAUGGGCGACGAUGUUUCCCGCGCCCUUCUGCGGUUUGCUCGCAGCAGGCCGCUAGGGGACAGCGGCUGGAGGUGGCUGCGCAUACACAUGGCAAAUCUUUUUGGCCACAAUAAAAUUUCAUUUGAAGAUCGACGCAGGUGGACAGACACUAAAAUGCAGCAGAUCCUCGCGGCGGCAGAGCAGCCGCUGCAGCACAAGGAAUUCUGGGGCGCAGCCGAAGAGCCGUGGCAGGCACUGGCUGCAGUCUUGGAAAUCGCAGCAGCUGUCAAGUCUGGGAACCCUGCAGCAUUCUGCAGCAAGCUGCCUGUCCACCUGGACGGGACAUGCAACGGCUUGCAGCACUAUGCAGCUCUCAAUCGAGACCUUCGAGGGGGAGCCGCUGUAAAUCUGGUCCCGGCAGAGACACCUCAAGAUGUUUACUCCCUCGUACUGCAGGUGGUCAAGCAGAAUGUACACCGUAUCGCCAGCGGUUGCACAGACUCCACAGGAGUCGCUGUUGCGGCUGCCCCGGAUGUACCGGACGGUGCAGAGGCGCAGAUCCAUCAUCAUCAGCAUAUCAAAGGGAAUGUGCGAAAACAGAAGCCCUUGGCCAAGGAGCUGCAGCGUCAGCACCCGCAGCAGCAGGAGAGGCGACGGGAGCUGGCGCGUUUGUGUGAGGAACACUUGGUGCUGCAACGGUCUGUAGUCAAACAAACGGUGAUGACGGUGUGCUAUGGAGUAACAGCACUCGGUGCAAGGGACCAGGUGCUAUCUCAGCUGGAGGACCUGUUGGGGGGGCGCGUGCGCCCAGAAGUGUUGCGGGAGUUGGGUGGUUUCUUGUCACGGGUUGUGCUGCAGUCUAUUGGGGAGUUGUUUCGCGGGGCGAUGCGGACAAAGAAGUGGCUUGACGCCGUUUCGACUGUGUGCACAGCUGCAGGAGUCCCCGUGGCCUGGAAGGUGCCGGCUGUUGGAUUGCUAUGCGAACAGCCCUACCGCUCUUUGCAGCAGCAGCAGAUCCGCUCCGCGCUGCAGCGCCACACGUUGCACGUCUCGGGGGACAGUGCACCCGUCAGCAGAUCUAAGCAGCGGCUGGGCUUCCCCCCCAACUUCAUUCAUAGUCUCGAUGCUGCGCACAUGAUGCUCACGGCCUUGGAUUGUAUAGGGACCCGCCACAUCGACAUGGCCGCCGUACACGACUCCUACUGGGCGCACGCGGGAUGUAUAGACACCCUGGCCACUGCCCUUAGACAGCAGUUCGUUGCCCUCUAUCAGCACAAUCCCCUGCAGUCUCUUUACGACAGUGUCAAACUCAGACUUCCCCAGCAAGCAGCGAAGCUCCCGCCACCCCCAGCCAAGGGGCAACUUGACAUUCACCAGGUCCUCGACAGCCCCUACUUUUUCCACUAG